Emiliania huxleyi CCMP1516 is the source of this 1176-nucleotide messenger RNA. RefSeq names its product n-acetyl-gamma-glutamyl-phosphate reductase. Gene Ontology annotation, biological process: L-arginine biosynthetic process. The coding region runs from base 9 to 1076 and encodes 355 amino acids. The record is from RefSeq and is a predicted model, not a curated record. Gene Ontology annotation, cellular component: cytoplasm. Gene Ontology annotation, molecular function: N-acetyl-gamma-glutamyl-phosphate reductase (NADP+) activity; NAD binding. Lineage: Eukaryota; Haptophyta; Isochrysidales; Noelaerhabdaceae. The transcript is spliced from 4 exons.
GCUACCCGAUGCUCUCGCUCCUCCUCGCCUCCUCGCCCAGCUUCACCGCGCGGCCUCUGCCGCCGCCGCGGGCGCGUUGCACGCCUGAUGUGCUCAUGGCGGCCGUCUUCAUCGAUGGCGAGGCGGGCACGACCGGGCUGCAGGUCCGCGGCAGGCUCAGCACUCGGGACGACAUCGACCUCAUCACGCUGCCCGAGGAGUCGAGGAAGGACCCUGCCGCGCGGGCCGAGGCCAUCAACAAGGCCGACGCCGUGAUCCUCUGCCUGCCGGACGCGGCUGCCAUCGAGGCGGCCGCGCUCGUCGCGGCCGACAACGACCGGACGGUGCUCAUCGACGCGAGCACCGCGCACCGCACGAAUGCAGAGUGGGCCUACGGCUUUCCCGAGCUCUCGGGCGCGCAGCGCUCGAAGAUCGCCGCGUCGAAGCGGAUCGCCAACCCGGGCUGCUACGCGACGGGCUUCAUCUCGCUGCUCGGCCCGCUGGUCGGCGCGGGAGCGGUGCGGCGCGAGGCGCGGCUGGUGACGUCGGCGGUGUCGGGCUACUCGGGGGGCGGGAACCCGCUCAUCGCGGUCUACGAGGGCGCGGAGCACGAGCCGUGGGGCGCCUACGGCUUCUCGCUCUCGCACAAGCACCUGCCCGAGAUGGCCGCCUUCUCGGGCCUCGACCGGCCGCCCAUCUUCAUGCCGGCGGUGGGGGACUUUGCGCAAGGCAUGGUUGUGUCUGUGCCGCUGCACUACGACUCCGACCUCGAGCCCGCCUUUGCCGAGGGCGAGGGGGUCGGCGAGCGACUUCACGCGGCGCUGGCAGCCCACUACGCCGACGAGCACUUCGUCUCGGUGAUGAGCUUGGGCGAGGAGGCGUGGAAGGAGGAGGGGCUGCUUGAGCGAGGCGCUUUCCUCCGGCCAGACGCCCUCAACGACUCGAACCACCUCCAGAUCUUUGUGUACUGCAACGACGCCGCGCGCACUUGCGUCGUCGCCGCCCGGCUCGACAACCUCGGCAAGGGUGCCUCGGGCGCCGCGGUGCAGAACCUGAACAUCGCGCUCGGCCUCGAUGAGCGGACGAGCCUCGAGUAGGGCCUGUCUAGCCCUUGGGGCAGGGCGCUCGGCGGGCCACCCUCGCGGUAGGCAUAAAACAAGUUUAGGUCGUUGAGCAUUAUAGACAAUAGAGGACCCG